AUGGAUCUUCAGGCAGAUAGUUCUAGAUUCGGAUCUUUACCCAAUACGACAUUGAGGAAUCUCUCGUCGUCCUCUUCCGCAUUCUUUUCGGCAAAUCAAUCGCCCUUCUUCUCCCCAAGAUCGCCAACGGGUCGGUUAUCCACACAUUCGAGCAAUCCAUGUAAUGGUGCCAGUACAAAUACGUUAUUGGAUACUCCAGAAGUGGAAUCUUUAACGAACAUUAGAUUUGCCUCAAAUGAUAUUUGUCCUGCUCCAGCAUCUUGUACCUCGAAUGAUUUCCAAAAGGUCGAUCACGUUUCCACUUUAACAGGCAUAUCAAAUAGUCCUCUAUCGAGCUAUAGUAUUGGUCAUGAUGGUUUCACGAGAAAUAGGUGUAAAAGCAAAAAGAUUGGGAGAUUGGUUGAAACUAUGGUUCCUCCAACUUCUUUUUCUUCUAAUAGACUCAGGAGUUGUGAUGUGUACAUAGGUUUCCAUGGCCGCAAACCUUUAUUACUUAAGUUUACUAAUUGGCUUCGGACAGAGUUAGAAGUUCAAGGGCUGAGUUGUUUUGUAUCAGACAGAGCUCGGUGUAGGAAUUCGCGAAAGCAUAGCAUCGUUGAGAAGGCAAUGGAUGGUAGUACAUUUGGGGUUGUUAUCUUGACAAGAAAGUCAUUCAGAAAUUCAUACACCAUUGAAGAGCUCCGGUUCUUCUCGAGCAAGAAGAAUUUGGUUCCUGUGUACUUUGAUUUGGGUCCAGAUGACUGCCUUGUGAGAGAUAUAAUUGAGAAAAGGGGAGAGCUGUGGGAAAAACAAGGUGGUGAGCUCUGGCUGCUAUAUGGAGGACUCGAGAAAGAAUGGAAAGACGCUGUUAGCACCCUUUCUCGUGUUGAUGAGUGGAAACUAGAGGCUCACGAGGGCAAAUGGAGGGACUGCAUAUUGAGAGCUGUCACUCUUUUGGCAUUCAGGUUAGGAAGGAGAAGCAUUGUAGAUAGAGUAACUAAGUGGAGAGAGAAGGCCGAGCAAGAGGAGUUUCCUUUCCCUCGAAAUGAGAAUUUUAUUGGUCGAAAAAAGGAGUUAUCUGAGCUGGAAUUCAUGCUUUUUGGUGAUGUCAGCGGAAAUGCAGAGAGAGACUAUUUUGAACUCAAGGCAAAACCGAAACGAAAGAACUUGACAAUUGGUUGGAGUAGGAGUAAUUUGGUAGAUGAAAAGCAAAGGGACCGAUACAGUGCAAGUAGCAAGAGAAAGGGGAAAGAACCGAUUGUAUGGAAGGAAUCAGAAAAGGAAAUUGAAAUGCAAAGCACUGAAUUUUCUCAACAUACGCCAAAGCUAAAGAGUACUGGAAAGAACGGAAGGAGAUUGAGAUCGACUGAAGUUGUGUACGGCAAGGGAAUUGCUUGUGUGUCAGGAGACUCAGGCAUUGGGAAGACAGAGCUACUUCUUGAGUUUGCUUACAGAUUCCAUCAGAGGUAUAAAAUGGUUCUAUGGAUAGGAGGGGAAAGCAGAUACAUUCGGCAGAAUUAUUUAAACCUUUGGUCAUUCUUAGAAGUCGAUGUAGGGGUGGAGAAUUGCAUGGAAAAAAGCCGGACAAAGAGCUUUGAAGAACAAGAAGAGGCAGCAAUAGCCAGAGUUCGAAAGGAGCUCAUGCGAAACAUUCCUUUUCUGUUGGUGAUUGAUAAUUUGGAGAGUGAGAAGGACUGGUGGGACCACAAACUCAUAAUGGAUCUACUUCCCCGUUUUGGUGGGGAAACCCACGUUAUUAUAUCCACACGACUCUCUCGUGUAAUGAACCUCGAGCCCUUGAGACUUUCUUACCUGUCAGAGGUAGAGGCAAUGUCUUUAAUGCAGGGAAGCAUUAAGGAUCUCUCGAUUACAGAAAUAGAUGCGCUACGGGCUAUCGAGGAAAAACUUGGACGGUUAACUCUUGGUCUCGCUAUUGUGGGAGCAUUACUAUCCGAGCUUCCUAUAAACCCGAGCAGGCUAUUGGAUACCAUAAAUCGGAUAUCGACAUCGUCAAGGGAUGCGACGAGGAAUGGUAGGGAAAAUCACUCACUACGGAGGAAUAAUUUCCUUUUGCAACUCUUUGAGGUCUGUUUUUCCAUAUUGGACCAUGCGGAUGGACCAAGGAGUUUGGCGACUAGAAUGGUCCUCGCAAGCGGUUGGUUUGCACCUGCGCCGAUUCCGGUAUAUAUUCUAGCACUGGCAGCUCAUAAAAUACCCGAGAAACGCCAACAUCGCCGGCUAUGGAAAAAGAUUCUGCAUUCCUUAACUUGUGGCUUCACAUCAUCAUAUGCUCGAAGAUCAGAAGCAGAAGCAUCUUCAUUAUUAAUAAGAUUUAAUAUCGGACGAACUUGUAUGAAGGAAGGUUACGUUCAAUUCAACCAGCUUGUCAAACUUUACGCAAGGAAGAGAGGAACCACUGGAGUUGCAGAAGCCAUGGCACGUGCUGUCAUUAGUCGAGGAUCAAUAUCCCAUCACUCUGAACACAUAUGGGCUGCAUGUUUCCUGCUUUUCGGAUUCGGAAAAGACUCUGUAGUAGUCGAGAUUAAGGUGUCGGAAUUAUUGUUUCUUGUGAAAGAAGUGAUCUUGCCACUUGGCAUUAGGACAUUUGUUACCUUCUCAAGAUGCAGUGGGGCUUUAGAACUCCUUCGACUAUGUACAGAUGCAUUAGAAGCUGCAGAUCAAGCUUUUGUCACCCCAGUUGAGAAAUGGUUCGAUAAGUCACUUUGUUGGAAACCUAUCCAAACCAGUGCCCAACUGAAUCCCUACCUUUGGCAGGACCUUGCAUUGGCACGAGCUACCGUGUUGGAAGUCCGUGCGAAGCUAAUGCUAAGAGGGGGGCAGUUUGAUAUAGGAGAUGAUCUCAUUAGGAAGGCUAUUUUUAUUAGAACUUCAAUAUGCGGUGAAAAUCAUCCCGACGCGAUAUCUGCUCGGGAAACGCUUAGUAAACUUACAAGACUCCUUGCUAAUGUUCAAAGUCAUACAUCACCAUAG
Messenger RNA from Fraxinus pennsylvanica, 2970 nucleotides. The record is from the annotation of a GenBank genome assembly. Lineage: Eukaryota; Viridiplantae; Streptophyta; Magnoliopsida; Lamiales; Oleaceae.